CCCCCAACUUGGAUUCCGGAGGCGGAACGUGUUUUUUCGUUGAAAGAUUUGGAAUCUUACUCUUAGCAUCUAAUUUGAUGGAAGUGCCGACAAGCGAUCCAAACAUGCCUCGCUUAGCUGAGAUUGUGAGACUGCGGCUAGAGGAUGUGGAUGGAGAAGCGAUGCCUGCAUAAAAGCGAGCUUUGAAACCAGUAACUUCCUAUUUCAGAACAACCCCACUACAAAACAGACUAAAGAUAGACUAUGACCCUUGCCCGUCCGACCCACGGGUCUUUUCUGGCUAAAUUUUGUAUUCUUUUUUGCAUGCUGCUUCC
This is a messenger RNA of Nannospalax galili (Upper Galilee mountains blind mole rat), 314 nucleotides long. Its product is annotated as cyclin-dependent kinase 4. Gene Ontology annotation, molecular function: cyclin binding; ATP binding; cyclin-dependent protein serine/threonine kinase activity. Lineage: Eukaryota; Metazoa; Chordata; Mammalia; Rodentia; Spalacidae. Gene Ontology annotation, biological process: regulation of gene expression; protein phosphorylation; signal transduction. The record is from RefSeq and is a predicted model, not a curated record. Gene Ontology annotation, cellular component: nucleus; cyclin-dependent protein kinase holoenzyme complex; cytoplasm.